Messenger RNA from Cryptotermes secundus, 5156 nucleotides. RefSeq lists its product as uncharacterized. Bases 1151 to 3391 code for a protein of 746 amino acids. The transcript is spliced from 2 exons. NCBI's taxonomy places the organism in Eukaryota, Metazoa, Arthropoda, Insecta, Blattodea, Kalotermitidae. Gene Ontology annotation, biological process: viral genome replication. The record is from RefSeq and is a predicted model, not a curated record.
UCUGCUCCUGUCUUCAUGUUUUACUGUGUUCCACGUUUGUAUUUCAUUGCGUGCUUUUGCUGUUUUGAAUAAGAAUUAUUUGUAAAACUGGGAUAUUUCUUCGAUACAUUGGGAAAAUUUAUGCGCUACGGACGGCAACAAUGUUCCGAAGAAGCACAGGCACGAUUAGGGACGUUGUAAUUGUUAACGGUUUGUUCCUGCCAGAAAUAAAAGUUAUUGAAGUUUAAAUGUGGAGCAGUAUUAUAAAUACCUAGCCGUAAUAUUCCUCGAAUUGACCUGGGUUAUCAUGGAUGGAAUGGUAAGUUCCUUGACAGCUGAAGUUCUACUUACCAAGCAACACUGCCUCUAGGCAAUGGGCCAAAUUAAAGAACAAUUGUAAUUCAUUUCCUGGCAACGUCAAAGAUUUUUCUGUUAUCCACACCGCGAAGACUGGCCUUGACGACCACCCAUCCUCCUGUCCGGUCCGUAGUAGUACCUCCUUUACAUGGUAUUAUAAACUUAUCUAACUGAUGUAUUGAAAUGUCUUCUAAGAGAGAGAGAUUCAUUAAAAUUUCCUGAACACGAUUUAGAAAAUAAUAAAUUGGCAUAUAUUCGGAAAGUUUCAGAAACUCAGUCAGUAGGAGAGUUGCAGUUGGGAUUAAAUCUGAUAUGAAUCUUGUACUGAUGUGUGUUGCAGGUGGACGAAUAUAUAAUACAAGGUCCGUAUAAAAAGUAUCGGGAAAAAUCUUACCCUUACAUGACUGUACACCGCACCAUGCUCGCACCGCCCAGGCGUGGUCAUGGGGGUCUAACCUUUAACACGCACCAAGCGCCAUUCGCCUGAGCGCAUUCGUAGAGGUCAGGCCGUGUUUUCAGUGGACCCCUGUCGAGUGAGUCGGUGCAAGCACAGAAUAACCACAAAACUACUAGUUUUGGACGACGAACAAUCCGUGAUUGUGGUUACAUCACCAUCUUUCUAUCCAAGGUCAUUUAAAGUAGAUAGAUAGAAGUGAAACAUACAACCGAGAGAAUGAUGUGAUGCGGUUACAAGUUUGUACACGUGCGGGAUGGCGAUAAAAGAUGACAGACACUUAGAACAUACUUAACGAUAUGAUACUCUGUAACCCCGCCUAUUAACCUUAACCUUUCAUUAUCGUUCCUCUUUAAAUACAUGCCACAUCAACAUCUCUCCUCAAUCAUGUAUUACCACGACACUUGUUGCCACUACAAGUCAGUCUGCAACUGUUCUCUCUGUUGGAAAGAGUUCGCUCAGUGUCCAAUAUCAGAUUUGUGUGCAGACAACACCCAGCGUCUACAAGCUUCUGGUGUUCUUCUUCCACACCAAUCUCCGUUCGACGACGAAGAAGAUACAACAUACAACAUUGGCUCUCUUCGGGUAAGAACCACAAAUGUCAUUAGUUUGGACAGAUCAAACAUCAAACAAAUCACAAUGGCCAACAUUCACAACUCCGGCAGGCAAAACAAUAACUCUCCCUCCAAGGAGAUAUAUUCUCUUUGGAAAUAUGCUCAGCCCGAUGACCCCGGAACUUCUACAGGAAUAUUCGGCCCACCUCCGAGAGCAUCACACACUAUCGACAGCACCCGAACCAUUGGCACGCCUAAACUCACACCUCCAAGUUCUCCAAGUUCACAUCAAGAACCCACCACAAUCGGAGAUGAACCUGAUAAUAUCUCUCACCAACACAUCCAGCAGACCAGUGCGCCAAGCAAUUUUCCUAGCAGCGAUACGAAUAUUCGGGAUAACACCAUACACGAUGGUGAUACAGGAAGGAUCAACAAAAGAACCUCUGUUAUCGUACUCAACAAGCGACUCCGCUCAUGUGAUAACAGUCCUCCUCGAAACCAAAUUAAACAAAGAAGAACUUCUAUCAGCAACGCAACCAUCGAUGGACAUCUUCAACACUCAGAUGACGGAACUCCUUCGCCACCAUCGCCCAGCAUUCCUGCAGACACAACUGGAAACAAUGAUCCAAGUGGAAGCUCUCCCAUCCUCCUCCAACCAACCUCAGCCUCUACAGAUCUUUACUACACAUUCAUCCUCCACAAAACAACCUUCGACGCCCUCCCACCAACAUCAAAAAAAUCCCCAACAUUCGCAACAUUUGACCACGGAGACCACAUCCACAUCAUCUUCUCCGUCCGUCACUCAAACAACGUAUCCCGCCACCUCAACUCCAUCCUAUCUUUCCUUAAGACAGGCUUCUCUGGAAAUGCAGAAGCUCAUACAAGCCUUCAACUCAUCCGCUACACAACCAGAUUCAUUUCAUAUCUUAUCCGUAAAGGUAUCUCAACAUUCAACAAAUAUGGAAAUAAAUCCCUUUCCAUCAUCAAGCCAAUCCUAGAUGCGAUUGCAAGAUACGAUGUCACAGACUCUUCUCCAGACAACAUGCCAUGCCAACAAUAUGUCGAAGAAAAAAAAACAAUCAUCAAGGAGAACCUCACCCAACGUACGUUCUCAAUUGAUUACAUUUCUAAUCUCAUUGUCUCUAACAAAAUAACAUCUUAUGAAAAUUUUCAACGCGUUCUCCCAACCGACACCAAAAUCCAACUUCUUAAACAGUUGGGCUAUGUUGGCCAAAAUAUAAUUAAAACACUAAUAAAAAUUCACAAUAUCGAAAUCUUGCAAAACAUAAAAACAAAACACUACUAUCAGUUGAUAAUUGAUAAUUUUCAACUCGAUAAAUCCAUCCCAUCCAACGUCUCGUGGCUCAAACAAGUCUUCCGAUCAAACGCCAUUAGUGUUUCCAAAUUUUUUGCUCAUUUCCUCCUCAUACAUUCCAUGAACAUUACAAAAAUAAAUUCGUUUGUCCUCCAGGGACCAACUAACACAGGAAAGUCUCUGCUCAUGAACAUCCUACUAUCAGACACCAAACCCACAAGAAUUGCGUGGGAACGAGACAAAUCCAACUUCCACUUGGAUCAGCUUCCCAACGCAACAAGUGUCAUCUUUGAAGAACCCAUCAUCGACCAAACUACGGUCGGUACAUGGAAACUGCUACUAGAAGGAGCCCCCAUCCCCACCGAUAUGAAACACGCGGACAAGGAGCUCAUCAAUCGUCUACCGAUUUUCAUCACCACCAACCAAGACAUAUGGAAUUGGGUCGGUACAGACGACGUCAACCCCAUAAAACAGACAAUUUUCGUAUUCAACCUCAAGAUAACGAUAUCAUCGCUGAUUUCACAGCAAGCACAAAUCCCACAACCUCCACACAUAAUCACAAAACACGACAUAUAUGCAUUAUUCCUACAUCACCUUCAAUACAUCCACGAAGAAUAUACAACUCUACUCACAGCCCUUCCCAUCUCGGACACUACAAAACCAUUCACCACCACCCAAUACAACGACCUUCAAAACUUACAAGUGCAACUUCUAUUACAGGAUCCAUCCUAACCUCUUCAUCAACUUCGAUGCCCCAUGAUCGAUGGCUGAUUCCACAUCAGAACAACAAGAUCGCCCCUACAAACGACAAAAAGUUGGAUCUGAUAGGCCAACUAUGGGCCAAACAACACACAUCGUCGAACAAGAUGGAUAUGGUAAACACAUGCACAGUGAGAUAUCAACCAUACCAAUUCCUAUCAAAACCACCCACAUUCACGGAGAAAUAUAAAGGUCGACAUUUCAUUUUGUGAUUCCUCCACUUGUGGAUAUAUAAUACCAUACCAUCUCCUACAAUUCUGGAUCGGACUCAAUGAAAACGAAAACAACACAAUGAAAUCCUUCAAUUCCCUUCUGUCGUCAUCGUAUGGAGUCACGUGGCAUUCAUUUGACCUCUCCAUCUACAAUCAAGCAACAAAAAGGAAACGACUUCUCACACAGGGUGCCACAACAUACGAAACUAUCAACUUCGAAACUUCUCAAAACCUCAUGAUCCUAACUGACGUCAACAACACACACACACCAUCCGUCAUCUGGCCCGACGAAUUCCUCCCCCCCCGGCCAUAAAAACACAUCAACCGACCUACAAUCAGGCUCCUUCUUUUGCAAAAUAGAGGAACUGGCAACAGGUCAUACCAAACACUUCCAAUUCACACCAGAAAAAUUACCAUCCUCUUACGUCUGGCAACUUCCCAAAAUAGAAAAUACGGGUAUCUUCUGUGACCUCAUGUUUCCCGCCCGAACAGAGGUACGCCAUCAAGUUUUGUGUUGGACUGGGGAAAACGGGUACAGAGAUGUUGGGCAUGAUUCGCCAAGUGUUCAAGGAUGAAAGCAUGUCACAAACUGCAGUUUUUAAGUGGCACAAGCUCUUCAAAAGUGGCCGACAGAGUGUGGAGGAUGAGCCCCGCGGUGGACGGCCGUCGUGUGUGUGACGUACUCAAUUCAGACCAUCGGUUAAGUGUGCCCAUGAUUGCAGAUCGUGUUGGCAUUGAUAAGAUGACGGUGCACACCAUUAUCACUGAAGAUUUGGCGAUGUGAAAGGUCUGCGCGAAACUCGUCCCGAAGGUCUUGACGGACGACCAAAAGCAGAGACGAGUGGCUGCUUGUGAAGACCUUCUGCAACGCGUUGAGGAAGACCCCGGCUUUCUGGACGUCAUCACGGAAGACGAAAGUUGGAUAUUCAAGUACGACCCGGAAACAAAGCUUCAAAGUUCCGAAUGGCACACUUCGGCAUCACCUUGUCCAAAAAAGGCGCGAAUGAGCAAAUCCAGAAUGAAAAUCAUGCUCAUCGUUUUCGUCGACGCCCAGGGGGUAGUCCACUACGAAUUUGUACCUGAGGGGCAAACAGUAAAUGGAGCUUUUUACCUGGAAGUGCUAAGAAGAAUGAAGAGAAGGUCAAUCGGGUGAGGCCAGCCAUCGCCGGAAAUUGGAAAUUGCAUCACGACAAUGCACCCAGUCACACCUGCUCCAAGGUGACCACCUAACAAAAAAUGGCAUCGCGACGGUACCCCCAACCCCCCUACAGUCCCGACUUGGCACCAGCAGACAUUUUCCUGUUCCCGAAAGUGAAAUCCUCCCUCAGAGGGCACCAUCAUGGGACCCUGAGUGCCGUCAAAGAGGCUUGCACGCGGACCCUUAAGGACCUUCCGGAAUCCGCCUACCAGGGAGCCUUCAUGUCGUAGCAGCGCCGUUGGCAAAAGUGUAUCGAUGCACAAGGGAUGUAUUUUGAAGAAUUUUGAGGCAUUGUAGCAAUAUCUGAAAUAAAUCUAUUUUCCCGGAA